Molecule: messenger RNA, 954 nt
Organism: Selaginella moellendorffii
Lineage: Eukaryota; Viridiplantae; Streptophyta; Lycopodiopsida; Selaginellales; Selaginellaceae
Exons: 8
Coding region: 36-839 (267 amino acids)
Biological process (GO): potassium ion transport; proton transmembrane transport
Cellular component (GO): mitochondrial inner membrane
Source: RefSeq, a predicted model, not a curated record
CCUAGCCCUAGAACAGAGCUUUAAGGGGCAGGGAAAUGCUGAAAGUGGUCGCCUUUCCUCUGCGGCUUGGGCGGCGAUGGGCAUUCCAGGUUCUUCCCUCUCCGAUCGUCCAAGAAUCUGGCGGCAUCCCUGCCGGAUCCAGCACCUGGGACACGGUGCGCGAGCUCGGCGAUCGCAUCAUCGCCACGCCCCGGCUCUCGGAUCGCAUUGACAUCUUUGUGCGCUUCGCGGAGGACCAGAUGCAACGGAAGUGGCAGGAUCUCGCGGCGGCGCGCCCUGGAACCAUCCGGAGCAAAAUCCACAGACAAGGAAUGAAGCUCCUGGCGAAGCUCGAGCCCUCGGAGCAAUUUUUCAAGGCGAUUCCUCCGGAUGCUACCAAGAUCAACAUCAUCCAUCCUUCGAGCUUGAAUUCACGUCUUGCGAGGCGCAGGCUGCGACAUCUAGCUAUAAGCGGGACUGCUUUUCACAGGAGACUGCUCUAUGGUUCGCUCGCGUUGCUUCCUUUCUCUUCGCUCUUCGCGAUUGUACCCUUCCCAAACGUUGUCAUACUCUGGAACUUCUUCCGAGUCCAUGCUCACUGGCGAGCUCUUCAAGGUAGCAGAAGGCUGCAAGCUCUGGUGACCGAGGAGGAGAAGGCAUCGCAGAACAAAACCAAUGCUUGGGAAUUUACACCCUCCGAGAAGCUCGAGAAGCUCGUGGAUCGUGCCAAUUCAUCGAGCGCCGAGGCCCUGAGCAACGAGAAGAUCGAAGCGAUUUGCAAGGAAUUUUGUCUGGAGACCACGGACGUGACGAAAUGGAGGGAUCACACAAGCAAAAUGCUCAAGCUCGCGUGGGUCUAGAAAGAAAAUUUUUGCGGACGUAGCAGCCAUGUCACUAGCGUUUGGCCACGCUGGAUUUUGAGGUGGCAGUUUCAAUACGGCCUGAAAUGAGAUCGCAAAGUUGGUUGGUUGCGUU